AUGGGAGCGCCUGGGGUGGGCAAGACCGCCUUGACCAGACAGUUCAUGACCUCAGAAUAUAAAGGAACCUACACAGAAUCAAAUACACCCGACCUCCUAGAACCUGAGAGGAACGUCAGUGUGCUCCUGGACGGCCUCGAGUCCACGUUGCAUUUCAUAGCCGAGGAGCAGCACCCAGACUUUGAGAUAGAAGACAUCCCUAUCGAUGCCUUCGUGAUCGUGUUCGCCGUGUCCGACCCGGCCAGCUACAACCAAGCCAUCCUCGCGGUGCGCCGGCUGAGGGAGGAGGUGCGCACCAACAAGGCUGUCAUCUUGGUGGGCAACAAGACGGACUUGGCCAGGCAGCGACGGGUGGCUAGACAUGAUGCUGCUCGACUGGCCAAGAAGUACCACUGCCGUUACGCGGAGACCUCAGCUGCUCUCAACCAUCACGUGGACGAGCUGCUAGUUGGCAUCCUCAGCCAGAUCCGCGAACAGAUCUCACCUUCAGCUUCUGGACCCCCAGCAUCGCCCGGGAAACAGCCGCUCAGGAGAAGAUCCAAGUCUCCAGCUCAAGCCAUCAGCCAAUUCUUCUCCAAAAUCUUCGGCGCCGGACACAGGAAAACCAAGUCCUGCGAGUUACUGUUUGUACAAUAA
Candidula unifasciata is the source of this 636-nucleotide messenger RNA. Lineage: Eukaryota; Metazoa; Mollusca; Gastropoda; Stylommatophora; Geomitridae. The record is from the annotation of a GenBank genome assembly.